This is a messenger RNA of Leptinotarsa decemlineata (Colorado potato beetle), 1054 nucleotides long. RefSeq lists its product as uncharacterized. Gene Ontology annotation, cellular component: membrane. NCBI's taxonomy places the organism in Eukaryota, Metazoa, Arthropoda, Insecta, Coleoptera, Chrysomelidae. The record is from RefSeq and is a predicted model, not a curated record. Gene Ontology annotation, molecular function: phosphatidylinositol bisphosphate binding.
AUAUCUACGACUGAGCGAGAAAGUGGUUUUUAUCAAAAUCAAAAUAUUACGAGUACGUGGCAAAAAUAGGUUCAGUAAAAGCGUGAAGAUGAUUCCAUGAAAACGUUUGUGAUGUAUAAUUAUUAAUUGAACGAUAUUGUUAACGUCUAUUUGUUCAGAGUAACCUUUGCCCUCAUCAAAUGGAUAGACAUAAAAUUACAUUCUUCAUGCCUACAACUGCUUUCAAUUUAAGGAAUGGCGAUUAGUUUUUUAUUGUGAAAGUGUGUUCUGUGCAAAUAAUUCACAUUCUUAAUUUCAAGUGAUUGAGAUCCUCAGGAAGCAUGCAAGGCGAAAUAGACAUCAACGACGUGUAUGAAAUGGAUACAGGUUUGAAGGAAGAGGAUGUUCUUUACCUCAUGGAAUGGAGUAAAACACAACCACAUCUACCUCAUGUGACUAAAUUGCAGGUGGUGUUAUUUCUCCACAGUUGCUACUACAAUACUGAGAAGGCGAAACUUACUAUUGACAAAUACUUCACUAUAAAAACAAUGUGUCCAGACAUUUUUGGGAACAGAAAUCCAACUGAUCCCGUUAUACAAUCUGCAAUAAACUGUGUACUGUUCAUGCCGCUUCCAAAAGCAACUCCUGAAGGAGACUUGGUGCUCUUUGUCAAGAUGAUGGAUAGCGACCCAAGUAAUUAUAUAUACGCUGUACAAAUCAACUGUUUCGAUAUGAUAACCAUUCUUCAUCUCCAUCAAAAUGGUCCACCAAAUGGAGUCGUUAUCGUUUUUGAUAUGGAAGGUUUCGCAUUUGGACAUUUUCUGAAAGUCAAUAUUGUUUAUAUGAGAACAUUCUUAUACUACCUCCAGGGAGGUUUCCUGAAAACUAUACAAAAAUGUGAAAUACUUCCAAAACUUUAGAACAGCAAUAUGAUGCUCCUCGACUUCUUAACCUUCCACAACCUGAAAAAUGAAUUUGAACCAAUAGAAAAUCUGUUCAAGUGUAAUGAUGGUCAAACUGAAAAGUUACCCCGAAAACUUUGAAAAAUCCAAUUAGUAAGUAACUAAUUGUGGUU